AUGGCUCUCCUCCCCCAAAUCCUCCACUCUCCUCACCCCCGCCUCACCGCCGCCGCCACCGCCGCCUCCCCCUACCCCUCCCCCUCACGCGCAUUCUGCCGAGCACCACGCCACCUCCAUGCCUCCGCCUCCCGCACCCGGGGCCGCGGCCGCGGCCGCGGCCGCCUCGCCACGGCGGCGGCGGGCGCGUCCGGGCCCGGGCCGUCGUCGCCGGAGCCGUACCCCCCUGAGUCCGACGACGGGCUGGUGGAGCUCCCGCUGUUCCCGCUCCCGCUCGUGCUCUUCCCGGACGCCACGCACGCGCUGCACAUCUUCGAGUACCGCUACCGCAUCAUGAUGCACACGGUGCUGCAGACCGACCUCCGCUUCGGGAUCGUCUUCGCCGGCAACUCCGGGUCCGCCGCCGAGGUGGGCUGCGUCGGGGAGGUCGUCAAGCACGAGCGCCUCGCCGACGACCGGUUCUUCCUCAUCUGCAAGGGCCAGCAGCGGUUCCGCGUCGCCCGCGUCGUGCGCACCAAGCCCUACCUCGUCGCCGCCGUCCAGUGGCUCGAGGACCGCCCGCCCGCCGAGGCCCCGGCACCCGGGGAGGACGCCGAGGCGCUCGCAACCGACGUCGAGGCCCUCAUGCGGGACGUCAUACGCAUCGCCAACCGCCUCAACGGCAAGCCCGAGAAGGAGGUCGGGGACCUGCGCAGGGGCCUCUUCCCCACCCCCUUCUCCUUCUACGUCGGCAACACCUUCGAGGGCGCGCCACGCGAGCAGCAGGCGCUCCUCGAGCUCGAGGACACCGCCGCCAGGCUGCGCAGGGAGCGGGACACGCUGCGCAACACGCUCAACUACCUCACCGCCGCCUCCGCCGUCAAGGACGCAUUCCCAUCCUCGCCGUCUUCGGGGUGA
Messenger RNA from Miscanthus lutarioriparius, 897 nucleotides. The record is from the annotation of a GenBank genome assembly. Lineage: Eukaryota; Viridiplantae; Streptophyta; Magnoliopsida; Poales; Poaceae.